UGAUCUUACACGGGUUAGGCGGUGGGAAAGCACUGACAACAGGGACUAUUGUGAAAAUCUGACCUCAUCAGAACUGUAAGAAGAAGUUUUCCUUUCAGGAUCACCUCUUGAAGCAUGGCGCACAUAUUAAAGACACUCAACAGCUGGUUCUGGUGGGAGAAUAUCUGGAUGCCUAUCAAUUGCACAUGGGAACAUUUUGUAGACCGUGAGGGACUUGUCUUUCCAAAACCACAUCAAUUAUAUGCCACGAUACCAUAUGCUUUUGUAUUGCUGAUCAUCCGAUUCUUCAGUGAAAGAUACAUUGCUAUACCUCUAGCAAAAGCCUUAGGUAUAAAGAAUGUAAGACGUGUGAAGCCGCAGCCCAAUCCUGUAUUAGAGAGUUAUUUCCGGGAGUGCUCAAAACAUCCAUCCCAAUCAGAGAUUCAAGGCCUUGCCAAAAAGUGCAACUGUACAGUCCGUUUGGUGGAAAAGUGGUUUAGGAGACGGCGAAACCUUGAGAUCCCAACAGUGCUUCGGAAAUUCCAGGAAGCUUUCUGGCGAUUUUCAUUCUAUUUUGCAUCCUCCAUUGGUGGAUUAAUAGUUCUGUAUGAUAAACCUUGGUUUUACGACAUCUGGCAGACGUGGGUUGGCUAUCCAUUUCAGACCCUGCUGCCAUCCCAGUACUGGUACUACAUGGCUGAGAUCAGUUUUUACUGGUCUCUCUUAUUUACCCUUGGGAUUGACAACAAAAGGAAGGAUUUUCUGGCUCAUGUCGUUCAUCACUUGGCAGCCAUUGGGUUGAUGAGUGGCUCUUGGUGUGGCAAUUACGUGCGUCUUGGAACACUGGUGAUGUUUGUGCACGAUACUGCAGACUUCUGGCUGGAGGCGGCAAAAAUGUUUAAUUACGCUCACUGGGAGAAAACAUGCAAUAUGCUCUUUAUCAUCUUUUCUAUUGCAUUCUUCAUCACAAGAAUCAUCCUGUUCCCCUUCUGGAUUCUUCGUGCCACGUUGUAUCAGCCUACAUACUACUCCACGACUCCUGUCAUAGCGUACUUUUUAUUCAAUGGACAGCUAUUGGUCCUUCAAGGCUUGCAUUUAUAUUGGGGCUACUUAAUUUUCAAGAUUUUGAGAAGGUUCAUUUUCUUAAAGGACUUGAAAGAUGACCGGAGCGAUGAAGAGGAGGAAGAUUCAGUUACAGAUAAUGAAGAGGAGUCCACAAAGAAUGGCAACAAGAACGGCUGUGGGUCAAGCAAACAUCUCCUUAACAGCAGCCACCACUAGCCCCCUCCUGCCUCACCUCCUGCAGCGAUUUCUGCUCUGUUUUCAACCCAACCUACAGGAUAGAAUUGAAGUCAAAAGGCUUAUGAGAGACUGUGAUUGAUUUAUUGUUGGCUACUGGACCUGGAAAGAAGCCCAGUUUAGAGGGGAGGGAAAAAUUGCAUAACUUGACAAAAUGUGUUAAUGACCCACUUUCCGAAUCGUGUCGAAGUGUUUGGAAAGGCGUUUGGACGCGCCGACUGUUCCGCUCCGACAGCGCUCCGCAAGGUCAAAGCUCAGGAUCAUCAGAUCGUUUAGUGUCCCCUUGAUUCUAAAGUUGGUUUUCAACCUGCUGUAAGACAAAUUUCCCCAAGCGGGUCAAUUCACAGCUGUUUUGUGGUAGGUAGGUAGGUAGCGCGAACUCUGUUAGCAGCCAAAAUUACUCAAUGUGGGAAAAAUUUGACAAUGGAGCGCAGUGACUGGCAUUUUACUCUUUACUUGUCAGUUUAAGCCCUCAUCAAAGUGGCUAUUUUUUGAGUUAGAUUUCAUUUCCUGGAGGCCAGUGAAAGCUGACUUGGAGGAAGUCAAAUUAUUUGCUUGUGAAGAGCUGACUUCACUGCGGAAGUAUAGUCUUUCUCCAAAAUACGCUGUACGGUAGCUCAAAUAUUGUGUUCUAAGAUUUACCUGUCAAAAAAAAUUCACUGUUAAAAUAGCAAAACGCAGCCCCAAUUCCCCAUUUUGCUCCAGGUUUCACAAAUGUCUUUCAUCUCAGCCAUUUUGGCCCAGUUUUAGAACAGAAGGUGCGGUGGGGAGGGAAGGUAGCGAAUGAAAAUUGGGUCGUUUCCCGGGUUCUUUUGCACUUUUUAUUGGUCUUCAAAACUGCUGAACACCCCCUGCUCCUGACACGUCUACAGCCCAGUAGAUUCAAAAUUAUUCUGGUGUGUUCCCUUCCUGUGAGCUUGUCUCAGGCAGGGGCACUGGCUGACUCUCCGCUCGGGAGUGACUCUGCUCCAUUCUGCUUUGUGGGUCCCAUCUGUGUUCUCUGCACGUUCCUGGGCAUCGGGGGCACAUGAGGCUGGUUGGGAACGUCACAUCCUUGAUGCUGUGUGGUCUUUUGAUAUCAGGGUCUGCAUUUCCAUCCCUGUUCUUUUUGAAAAUGGGGAGUCACAUUGUCUAGAGCCAAACUUGGAUGUAGUGUGUGACUUAGGCCACGUACCGUUGUUUAUGCUGUAAGAAGUGGAGGAACGGUGGGUGUUUUAUCAGCUCCUCUCACCAAAAGUGCCUCUCUCCUACCAUUGCACUUUUGAGCUGACACUAGUGCAGGGCACAGCAGUGUUUUUAGUCCAGAGGCUUUCCAAAGAGAGCCCAGGCCUUUUAGACAGGGUGGUACCAGUCUCAUUUCCAGACGCAUUUAGCUCACAAGGUCAUAAAUGAUUUGUGUCAUCAGUUUUAGUGGUGAGAGGCUCUCCAUGUGGUUCUACAGUAGCUGAGAUCAUCUGGUGAACUAAAUCCAGUAGUUUGACAGAGACCAGGGGAAGCACUGCUAAAACAGACCCGCUGCAGAGGUUUUGGUUGGGAAAGGCUCUUUUCCCCUUAAGUCUGCUCAGGCAGGAACUUGGUGACCUACGGGAAGCUCUCCAUGGCUGACUUGUUUUCUCAAGGUUUCCUUGGCAAAGGGGGAUGUGAUUCAGUGAAAGAAUGGGAAAUGUUUGGGAUCUCAGAUAUGAAGCUUAAAGUGUUUUCUGUGCAGUUACAAGAAGCUGGAGGAGUACUUUGUUAGAGAGGCUGGUAGUGUGAAAAUAUCCACGUAUGGUCUGUUGACCUAGGCUGUGCUUAAUUUUUACUUAUAUUUGGGACCAUGUUUGGACAAUGUUUGUGUUUUGCCACAAAGAGAAUUACACUGAGAAAGGAGUGUGAACUCCAGCUUCUGAGAAGGAUGAGGAACAUACAGUGGUGGGACAGGAGUCCUGAACCAGUGCCUGUCAUGAAGUGGUGCUGCUGGGGCUGAGUGGGCAGAAUUCCCUCAGCAGUUGUUGUAGAGCAGCCUGCUUCCUUACAUCGCUGCGGAGAAUACCUUAAAUGCUGCAGUGUGGCUUUAUUGGAAGUGUAAGGACUUAUUACAUCACCGAAAGCAACUGGUGAGUUUGGCAGGGUCACAGUUGCUUAUCGGGGCCUGUUUAUUGCCUACAUGAAAAGAAUUGGCUUUUCCUAACAAAACGUAGAAACCCGAUGUUUUGGAGGCUUUACGCUCCCUCUGAGAGCAGUGGAGAUGAGGAUGGUUUCUACAAGACAUUAGCAGGGGUUUGGGAGAUGGCCCAGGGUAUUAUCAUCUGGUUUUGGUGCCAGAAAGCUUUCCUGCUCCGACUAGGGAAGGAAUUCAGCAAAGGAAACACAAAGCGUGAUGUUGUCACAGGAGCGAGCCUCUGAACAACUACUGAGUUUUAAAGUGGAAUUUAUAGUCUCGUUGAGGCCAAAUCCUGCCCUUCCCACUCGGACAAGUCUCCCACUGAAGCCAAUUAACUCCAUUGGAGUUUUGCCUAGGAAAAAUUUUGGAUUGCAGUUGUCCAACCUAAUUACAAGACCUGUUGUUUUAAAUUGAUGUCAAACUAGGGUCUUAAAGGAAGAGUACAAGGCAGAUAAAUACAUUCACACAUAAAACGUUGAGGCAAAUUUUGGGUGAGUACAGAAGGAUAUGGAAGAAAAUAAUGUCCUGAAGGUGAAGAUUAAGUCCAAGCACAGUGAAAAACCAAGUAACUAUGUCACAGCGCAGUUAGGGGGUGGAAGGAAGGAAGGAAAACCAUGGAAGGCCCUUCCAAGGGGUCACAGUCAUCACCAACCAAAGUGAUAAGACCUAAAACUUCUGAACGUAAACCACCAGGUACUGGAGAUAAACAGCACAGAAAGAAGUGGGAAGAGAUUGUCACAGUGGGACUGGACACACGUCCUGUGUUAACGUCAGCAUUGGCAUUCCUGAAGUUGUUUCAUUUUCCACUUUUUCUGAUAGAAACUGAGAAAUUAGAAGCUGAGGUCAUGGAGGACGCAAACCAUGCUGAAGAAGUUAAUGUCAUGGUGCUUCAAGAUUUUCAGUCUAUUUGAUGUCCUUAACAUUUUUUUUUUUUGAUGUUAUCAUGAAAAGAGUCUCAAAAUGUCAGCAAGGAACAAUUGUGGGUAAAUAUACGAGCAAAGGUGACAGAAUCCAAUGCAUUAUUUGGACCAUUUCACAAGAUGGGUCCUGGUUUAAUGCUUGGACGUUGUGCAUCAGGUUCAGCUACAUCACUUUGACCGUGGCAAAUUAUUUAUGACAGAAUCACAGAACAAAAAUGAAAUCUUACUCCAUUAGAAUCAGCAGAAACUCUUCUGUUCCAUGUAAUUCCUCUGGAUUUUGUUCAGGUCCCUGCUGUCGGUGUGUCCUGUGCUGCCUCUGUGCUUGUUCACUACAUGGAUUUACUGACCUCUGGAUUCGAUGUACAGAUCUCCUCUACUCCACGGAACUCACUUUAUCAAUUUGUAUUAUUCACUAUAAUAAUCUUCUAUUUUUGUUCUUAAUGCCCCUGGAUUUGUCUGGUCAGUUAUGCUACACACUAUAAAUAAAUAUUUUUUAAAAAUA
Calidris pugnax (ruff) is the source of this 4843-nucleotide messenger RNA. RefSeq names its product ceramide synthase 3 (gene CERS3). Bases 115 to 1260 code for a protein of 381 amino acids. Lineage: Eukaryota; Metazoa; Chordata; Aves; Charadriiformes; Scolopacidae. Gene Ontology annotation, biological process: ceramide biosynthetic process. The transcript is spliced from 12 exons. Gene Ontology annotation, cellular component: membrane. The record is from RefSeq and is a predicted model, not a curated record. Gene Ontology annotation, molecular function: DNA binding; sphingosine N-acyltransferase activity.